Molecule: messenger RNA, 800 nt
Organism: Polychytrium aggregatum
Lineage: Eukaryota; Fungi; Chytridiomycota; Chytridiomycetes; Polychytriales
Exons: 3
Coding region: 52-696 (214 amino acids)
Source: RefSeq, a predicted model, not a curated record
AUUCGAUCGAUUGUUCCCCUAUUACACACUUGCUCCUUCGCUGUGGUUUCGAUGAAUCCAAUGCUAGUGUUCUACGACUUUAUGAACCCCAACUUCAAGUUUGUGGACCAGAACAGAUUCAUCUUCAGUACGUGCCGCCUCAACGCCGUCAAGCAGGUCAACACGACGCCCCACCGCAUCAAGCUGCAGCAGGUCUACGGCGGCUCGGUUCCGGUGUCGGCGAGCUCGCAAGUCAACCUCAAGUCGCUCGGCGAGGCCGACGUCAUCCUCUGCCAAAAUGAUGUCUCUGUGGUCCAGGAGGAGACUCCCUCGGUCGGGUUGUUCACUUUCAUGGACAGCGAAGAGGCCCAGCGCUUCUACCAAUCGCUGCAGCAGGGCAUGACUCUGGCGGCGCAGCGACGCCUGGAAGUCCGUGAGAACAGCUUUGUUAGUCCUCAAGCAGUUCUGAGCGACCAUUCCCAAGCUUCGACGAGCGUUGCCUGCCCUCGACUGGUCAACCACGAAGCCAAAGCGCACGCCAUGGCCGUGAACGGGCUUCGCUUUAUCCCGUUCGAGGGCUCUCCCUUGAACAUCCAGUGCAUCUACUGCCGAUUCAGAACGCCGCUGUCCCAAGACGAAAGCUGGGACCCCAUCCGCGAGCACCGCCAGAGCCAGAACGCCAGCGCAUACGGCUGCCCGUUUGCCCCGCUGUCCUGAGCCAGACCCAGAGCAAAAGCCGAACGAAUAUGGGGUUGCGGCGCGGUGUGAUUGCAACGGCCUCGUCUUUGUGGAUGAGCUGGGCUGUAUGUUGGAUCAGUGGC